Eriocheir sinensis (Chinese mitten crab) is the source of this 4497-nucleotide messenger RNA. RefSeq lists its product as uncharacterized. The coding region runs from base 527 to 1849 and encodes 440 amino acids. Gene Ontology annotation, biological process: intracellular signal transduction. NCBI's taxonomy places the organism in Eukaryota, Metazoa, Arthropoda, Malacostraca, Decapoda, Varunidae. Gene Ontology annotation, molecular function: protein binding. The transcript has 8 exons. The record is from RefSeq and is a predicted model, not a curated record. Gene Ontology annotation, cellular component: nucleus; cytoplasm.
CCCGCCAGUACGCUACACACCUUCGCGCGGGGAGCUUCCUGUGCCAGCCGCCGCGGCCCCCACAACACGUGGACGUCCUUAGUGCCACCGAGGGCACCCCCGUCCCUGCCGUCCUUCCGGAGUGUCCCUGCGUCAGGCCGCCAGCAGACAUGCAGCGCGAUGCACACGUAGCCCACGGCGGCGCCCCCGUCAGGCCCGCCUCAAACCGGGGUCAAUGACACUGCCAUUACGGAGACACACUCUGAGGGGAGUGAACUCACCAAUUAAGCCAAGCCCUGCACGGUGCCUUACCUCGACCCCCCGCCGCUGCUGCCUCAGAGUGACGAGCGUGACGCCGCGCGAGCUUGAGUGUGAUCAGAAAGAGGAGAGAGAGGAGGAAAGAGAAAGGAGAGAAAGAAGGAAAGAAAUAGAGAGAGAGAGAGAGCGAGAGCGAGCAGAGGGCAACAGCCUAAUGAGCUGUGAGCCGCGGUGAGGCGGCGAGCCGUGCGUCAGGUCAGGCUGAGGUGCGCCGCGCCGCGCCAGGCCCAUGCCCCUGUGUGUGGAGGUGGUGGUGGGGGGCUGCGCCGCGUCCGGGGUGCUGCGGGCCCCGGGGACGCCUCCCUCCCCCAUGAAGAUGCCAACCAGAAGAAGACUCUGCUGCAGGCCCGCGCCCUACACGCUAAGGGAUGGGUCGUCGUGCCGCGCUCUGCAGCAGCUGAGAGGCGCCGUGGAGCGGGAGUCCAUGGCGCCGUCCCUAGGCUGCGGUGCCCGGGGUGCUGGCGGCGGCGGCGGGGGCGUGGGCACGGGGGGGAGGCCGCUGCUCGCCCGCCUGCCCCUCGCCCACCACGCCCAGCUGCAUACCCUGGCGGACCUCCUGGACGGGUGCUCUACCAAGGCGGAUCCAUUCGCCCACCAAGAUACCAAAGUGAAGACAGUCUCCAAGUGCCGCGGGUGUGACAGCUUCACCCUCUGCAGCCUUCUCUUCGGCUACGAGGAGCAGGAGAACACGCUGGAGAUAGAGAAGCUGACGCCCACAGCCCUCCACGUGGCCUGCCUCCUGCCUCAGCCCGGGCCCCUCGUCAGCCGGAUGGUGGGCGUGGGCGUGGGCGCGGAGGUCAACGAGGCCAAUGUGCUAGGCCAGACACCCUUACACGCCCUGCUACUCGGUGACGUGCGGAGUACCUCGCUAGUGGAGGCGCUGUGCACGCUGCUGGCCCACGGCGCGGACGUCAGCGUGCGGGACAACGCCGGGGAGACGCCGCUCCACCUCGUGCGGAACCUCCUGCGGCAAGGCCUGUACCAGCGGGCCGCGCAGGUCGCUCGCAUCCUGCUGCAGGCCGGGGCGCACGUCGACGCCGCAAAUAAUGAGGGCCGCACGCUCCUGACGUACAGCGUGGAGCACCUGGACGACUCCCUGCCCCUGACGCGGACGCUGCUCAACCACGGCUCCUCAGCGUGGGGCGCCGCGGACGGGACGGACAAGGACCAGAGUGUGUUUACCUGGUUCCUCAAGGCUGUGAUCACCCACCGUCGCGUCGAAAACUGCGCCUACACCGUUGCCAUCCUCGCCCACGUGAUGGCGGACAACCCGCGGCGCAUGCACCAACAUAUCCUGAGGACCAUGUUUAGGCAAUCCAGGUGUUACAAGGUUUUGGGUCCCGUCUUCCUCGAGCUCAAGACCCUCAUGAUGCCGCACUGGACGCAGCCCCCGACCCUCACCUCCCUGUGCUGGCGAACCGUCCGUCACUCCCUCACGCCAAAGAGGAUACACUCCGGGGCCCCAAAACUAGGCCUCCCCCCGCCCCUCGAGUCCUAUAUCCUACUGGGGGACACUACCAACACCUCCUCCAAUCCUACAAGUGAUUCCUAGCCCAGGGGAAGCGGCUGAGAGAAGGGUGAAGACUAGAACGUUGACUUCGUGUGGGAGUCUUAGUGAAUCUGGCUGUGGUAUAGUGCUGGUGGUGGUGGUGGUGGUGGUGGUGGGGAGGGACUUCAACCACAGCCCCGUGUUUCCAGGGUGGUGUGGUGGUGUGGUGAUGAUGUGGAGGUGUCUGUGGUGGUGAUGGCGAAGCGCUGUGGUGUGUGUUGCGAUGCGGUGUUUCGCGUUGUGUUGUGUUGGACGAGGCGAAGCUGACGAUGUCCAAUGUUGUUCUUCCUCCAGUCAGCGUGUGUGUGUGUGUGUGUGUGUGUGUGUGUGUGUGUGUGUGUGUGUGUGUGUGCGCGCCACAGGACGACAUAAACAAUAAAUCAGUCCACAACUUCCAAUCUCGCAGUGCUGUCGUGGUCCAACAUGUGGCGGUGAUAUGUCUAGGCGCCUGUGUGUGUGUGUGUGUGUGUGUGUGUGUGUGUGUGUGUGUGUGUGUGUGUGUGUGUGUCGCGGAGUGGCGUCAUGUGGACCCAAAGCGUGCGGCAGGGCGUGGUGCUGUCCUUUGUGGAUGCCAGACUCCUCCUCCUCCUUCACCGCCUCCUUCAUCCUCUGCCUCGCCACAGCCCCGCCCUGGCCGCGAGCUGCCCUCCUCUGUGCCUUACUUCCCCGCUGACUGUCCACACGCAGCGUAAGGCGUCUCGCAGCAACUGUAAGGCGAGUUCCUCGAGAGGCAUCCUAACAUUUAGGUUUGCCUCCCGGGUCUUCCACAGCAAACACUCCCGUCAACAUUCUCAACAGGACGCGACGCCGAGAGGGAGGGGGGUCAAGGGGAUGCUUAGAGACGUGUGAGCGGACUGAACCUCGCCCCCUUCCCCCCUGUACCCCCGUCCCCCCCGUGUGGUGAGGCUCUAGGACCCAGAAACAGCCCGUAGAAAACUAGUGAGCACAAAGCAUGUUUCUGAGCCUUGUCCGUGGUCCGUGGCGUGUGGUGUGAGCGCCCCGACCUUGCCCCGACCCUCGCUGCCUCGCUCCCCGUGUGACCAAGCCUUCAGGACACAGAAGCACUCCCUCAACACCAGUAAAGACAACACGCGUUUCUAAGCCUCACGUGGGGUUCGGAACGUCAGUGUCUCCGUCAGGUGAAGGCCAAGUCUCAGUUCGAUGUGCCUUGCGUUAUCAUGUCCUCGAGGUGACUAACGCCGCUCCUUGAGGAAGACCUGUGACAAUACACGUGUCUGAGCCUCGCCAGUAAGGGUGUGGAGGUGGUGUUCCUAAGCAGGCGUCCUUGAGCUCAACACUGCCCCUCCAUAGCACAAGUAACACACACACACACACACACACACACACACACACACACACACACACACACACACACACACACACACACGUACAGCCUGCCCCCCACCCACCCCCACCCCCACCCCAACACACACACACACACACACACUCACCACCAUACACACACUGCCCCAAAACACAUCUGCCCCCCACCCCACCCACCCACCCACACACAUUGCCCAAGAUCACAAUUGUCCCACCCCCCACACACACACACAAACACACACCGCCCCAGAACACAGCUGCUCCACGCACCUGCCAAACACACACUACCUCCCCCCCCCCCUCACUCACUUCCCCAGAACACAACACACGCCUCUCAGCCUCCUCGUCGGGGCAGGAGGCACCCCGUCAGUCCGUCUCCUCGAGGUGCGUAGCGUCGGCCAGCCUUCCAGUCCCUCCCCCUCGCCGGCAGCAUCGCGCGGCGCAUCAUUCUCAGUGUUCCUGCAGCAGGCGGUGUAGCAGGCGUGGGCGGUGUUGCCGCGGUGGAGCCCUCAACAAUACUCAGGUGUUAUAACUCACUGUGAAUCACGUCUUGCUCGUUCUUGCCCAGGCAGGCUUAGUCCGGCCCACCUCGCCUUCGUCCCGUGUUCCCGACAACCCGCAAUGUUCAGCCCAAGAUGGAGAUAAGGUCCAUAUUCUUAAACCUAUCAGGCUCCCCUUACGACUCUUUCCCAAGGCUACAGAGAAGAUUAAUAGAGUUUUCAUGGGUGGUUUUACAGGUCAAGGUGUAGAAGUCGUGUCAAACUAUCACCAGGAUCACACAACAGUCCAUGAAAAGUUCAGCAACUUCUACGAGAGGCUUUUCAAACAGGCGAAGUAAGGCGCUGGUAUGUUUAAAAAUACGGACUUAUGUGUCGAUCUUGGCUCAUGCCGCGUUGUGCUGUGUCGUGCUGUGCUGCGCCGGCCAGUGCUUGUGGUCGCCGCCCCGUGCCCCGCCACCACACCGGCGGACCCAAGACACACCCGCCUUGAGGCACCCCGAGGACCGGCAGCCAGGAGUCACAACGGCACAAUGGUAUGGGAAGUGCCUCGACGGUGCCUGGCUUGGUGCACGGACACGAGGCGGCGCGGGGGACGCAUUGGUGACUUGGUGGUGCGUGCGUGACUAUGAUGACACGUGACACUUAUAUGACGGAGCGGUGGUGUGUUAGUGACUGUAUGAUGACACGUGACACUGACGGAGCGGUGGUGUGUUAGUGACUGUAUGAUGGCACGUGACACUGACGGAGCGGUGGUGUGUUAGUGACUGUAUGAUGGCACGUGACACUGACGGAGCGGUGGUGUGUUAGUGACUGUAUGAUCGCAAGUGA